Messenger RNA from Megachile rotundata (alfalfa leafcutting bee), 990 nucleotides. RefSeq names its product jerky protein homolog-like. The record is from RefSeq and is a predicted model, not a curated record. Lineage: Eukaryota; Metazoa; Arthropoda; Insecta; Hymenoptera; Megachilidae.
AUGUCUAUUGGAUUGUGCGCCAAUGCUAACAGAACACAUAAACUGCCUCCUAUACUUAUUCAUAAAUACAAAAGUCAGCGAGCAUUGAAAAACUCAAAUGAACUACCACCCAGUGUCAGGCAGUAUCAGUUGGAAAAUGGAGUAGUAGGAAAAGUCAUAUUACUUGUUGACAAUUGUUCCAGUCGCAAAGACAUGGAACCAGAAGAAAUGUUCGAAAUUAUGUACCUACCUCCAAAUACUACAUCUCUCAUUCAAACAACGGACCAGAGUGUUAUUGCAAAAUUCAAAACAUUGUACCGACACCAAAUUCUACGUCGUAUUUUGCAAUACGAAAAGGGAAUUGAAGAGUUCUACAAAUCAUUCAAUACAAAAGACUGUACAGAUCUAGUUAAUAAAUCCUGGAUGGAUAUUACUCCAAUAAAUAUAUAUAAUAGCUGGAGCAAAAUUCUACCAAGAGAUAACAAGGACGAGGAUGAAACAAAUCCAAAUAUUUUAAAUAUUUCUAUUCACUCUUCUAUCUUACAAUUAGAAGCUUUGAGGCAUAGCGAAGAUAUUAAUAAAAAUGAUGCGGACGAAGAUAUGCACGAAGAAAGAGGAGAGGAGGAAGAAAAGGAAGAAUCCGAGACAGAAUAUGAAGAAGAAGAACAAGACACGGUGUCUAGAGUAAUAUCAAGUGGCGAUUAUAAUACUAUUGAUGAAUUAAUUACUGUUCUAAAAUCACGUUUUGCACCGUUAGAUACUUCAUAUCAGUUAUACGGAAAUCUUUCUAAAAUGGCACAAAUGCCAAACGAAGCAGUUGUAGGUUAUAGUAGCCGCGUUUCUAGCCUCCCGUUACAAAUUAAAAAUUGCAAUGAAAUAGAACAGCCAAAGCUAGCGCAACAAUACAAUAAGACCACCGAGACUAACGCAGUUAGGACAUUUCUAACAGGUUUAAGACCAGAAAUUUAUGGUAGGCUACGAAGUCAUGAAUAUAUGAGCCGUUUAUUUUGA